Molecule: messenger RNA, 1453 nt
Organism: Daldinia loculata
Lineage: Eukaryota; Fungi; Ascomycota; Sordariomycetes; Xylariales; Hypoxylaceae
Product: mitochondrial carrier
Exons: 3
Coding region: 422-1291 (289 amino acids)
Biological process (GO): mitochondrial citrate transmembrane transport
Source: RefSeq, a predicted model, not a curated record
GCAUUAUCAUCAUCAUGCAAUUAGGAACUCCAUAGUAAAAACAAGAAACAAAACAAAAAACCCCCGUCUCGAUCCAUCCUCGGCUUCUCGCUAAGGGGCGACUAUUGACCGGGGAAGAUGUAUGUAAGUCGCCGAUGCCUGUCUACAUACACUACCUAUACCUACCUAAUAUAUGCAGACUACAUGCUAUAGACCCGCCGCUACCUAGCUGCGGGUUUCCAAUACGUCAGUUGUCUUGUCUGCUAUCACAUCAUCAUCAUCAUCAUCACAUCGCUUGCGCGCAAAUCACAGACAGACACUUACUUAUAUACUCGCGCGAACGCAAAUCGAUGUUAAGCGCUGGAAGAGCGGGAAAAAUAAAAUAACAGAAAAAGAAGAGAGACUAGAUACCGAUCUGGAUAGGCUGGCAGGCUGGUCAAAGAUGGUAGCGGAUGCGGACGGCAAGACCUCCCCGGUCUUGUCCCUAGUCGCCGGCGGCAUCGCGGGGGGUGUCGAGUCGGCCUGCACAUACCCCUUCGAGUUCGCAAAGACCCGCGUGCAGCUAUACGGCCAUGAGGGCAUCAGAAACCCGUUCAUGGUCGUUGCUAAGGUGGCUCGGGACGAGGGCCUGCGCGCGCUGUAUAAAGGCUGCUCGACUAUGAUAGUGGGCUCCAUCGGCAAAGACGCAGUGCGCUUCGUCGCCUUCGACAGCAUCCGGUCUCUCUUCGAAGACCCGGAGACGCACCGGUCCACCACAGCGCAAUCCAUCGCGGCCGGCAUGCUAACCGGCAUCGUAGCCUCGACCGCCAUCGUCACGCCCUCGGAGCGCAUAAAAACCGCUCUGAUAGACGACGCUCGGACGACACAGCGCUUCCGGUCGCCAGCGCAUUGCAUCGCGUCCCUAUGGCGAGAGCAAGGCCCCGUGCGUGCCCUAUACAGCGGGUACACCACCACGACGCUCAAGCAAGUCGGCACAACCGGGUUCCGGCUAGGCUCGUACGCCGCGCUGAAGGACUGGGAGCGCGGCCACGGGAUCCAGGUCGAUAGCGCGGUCGCUAGUUUUGCGAACGGCGCGUUUGCUGGCACGCUGACUACGCUUGCCACGCAGCCUUUCGAUACCGUGAAGACGAAAGCGCAGCAGGCACGUGCGGUGCGCACAAUGGAUUGCGUGCGUGCUAUUUAUGCCGAAGAUGGCGUUAGGGGGUUUUGGCGUGGGACUGUGAUGAGGCUUGGGCGCACUGUUAUGGCGGGUGGGAUAUUGUUUACGGCGAAUGAGCAAGCGCUUAAGUUGUUGAAGAAUGUGUUUGGGUAACUUCAAACUCCUAGAUGUGUCUAGAUUAGUGUCGUGUUCCAUGUAUACCUACCUCUCUAUAGCGUAGAUUGCUUGGUGUUAUAUAACCUCCAGUCAUAGAUAUCAAGGAUAGAUAUAGACUUAGAUAGGCGAAUAAAGAUAGCCAAAGAGAGGUCCUGGUCA